This is a messenger RNA of Brachypodium distachyon (stiff brome), 3091 nucleotides long. RefSeq lists its product as uncharacterized. NCBI's taxonomy places the organism in Eukaryota, Viridiplantae, Streptophyta, Magnoliopsida, Poales, Poaceae. Gene Ontology annotation, biological process: regulation of defense response to fungus. The record is from RefSeq and is a predicted model, not a curated record. Bases 260 to 2647 code for a protein of 795 amino acids. The transcript has 5 exons.
GGUUCCUUUGUCGCCAGCGUUGCCGCACGCACUGCCACUCCCAGUACCGUUCCCCUCUGCCCUUCGCCCCCCCCCUCUCUCUCAUGGCGGACUCCUCGAGCUGCCCAGCGAAACCCUAAUGGCGAGCUGGCGUCGCCGACACGCCACCGUGCCGUAGCCUCGCCGCCACGAGCUCCGGUUGAAGCUCGUGCAGGAUACCACCAGCUACUCUCUCGGUUAGGUAAGAAAAGUAGGAGAAGUGUCGCCUCCGUGAGGCGCCAUGGGGACCGAUCUGAAGGAGAUGAAGUACAGGCGAAGGAUUGGGCUCGAGGAGCGGCCGCAAUGCAGCGAGCAGAGAGGUGUCGACUGGGGCGUGCUGAAGCAGGACCCUGUCGAGCUGCUGCGUAAGCUGGACGAGCUGAGGGACCAGAUCACGAGGUCCUGCCAGAUCGCCGAGCAGCCGCGGGAGCACCGUCGGGUGGGCCGCCGAGCUGUCUCGUUGCUCCCUGAGCCUCCUGAACCACCACCUCUACCGGGGUAUCACCGCUCACGCUAUGGUGCCCGGUAUGGGCAUGGCUUGCCUCUGAGCCCAUGUGAGCCUGUGCGCCCUGAUCAUGGGGAGAGGUAUGCGAGGCAGUCAAGUGGGCGAUAUCGCCAGUACCCAGGGAGGCAUUGGGAAAACAGCGGGAUUGGACAUGGGAAUUACCACCAGUAUGCCUGUGCGAGUCCGCAUUCUGUGCAUGCACACAGGGCUGCACCACAAGAAGAGCACAUACCCAUGGCAAGAUACUUUGGUGGGCAGCAUGAAUGCUACCGAUUUGAAAGGUCGCCAUCUGUUUCAUCAGAUUAUGACCAAAGGUCUGUGGCUUCAUCGCUUUACUCACAUCGCUCGGUGUCAAAGAAGAGGGCCGAGUAUUUCAGGAAGAAGGCAGAGCACCUCUGCCGGCCAGUGCAUGGCGCUGCACCGUUUGUUAUUUGCAGUUCUUGUUAUAAUCUAUUGCAGGUGCCUAUGGAAAAAUGCAUGGGGUGGAAACAGAAACGGCUACAGUGUGGGUCUUGCUCUGAGACAAUCAGUUUGAAGCGCAGGGAAGAUAAAGUUAUUCCCUAUACGAUGUCAGCCUCCUUCAGUUUGUCGAAGACCGAUCAAAGCUCGCAUGAUCAGAUGAGGCAAGAUUUCGAGCAUCAACACGAUGACGAUGUCAGUGCUGCGUUCUAUAAUCUGAAUGAGCACAGCAGCAUGCAAAUCAACAUAGAUUUUGGUGAUGAUAAUUCAGUUUCUUCUACCGUUAGUCAUGAUAGGAAUGAUAAAGAACGUGGCUCAAACAGGAGCAUUCAGUGGAAAGCAGAUGGUCUCUCCCCAUCUCCAGGCAGGUAUGGAAUUGAGAGCCCAAAGGAUAUAUUAUGCGAAAGAGAUGCAGAUUGUGAGGUGGAACCUUCAGUAGAUGGUCCCAUCAGUUCAUAUUCCCCAGUUUUAGAGGACAAACUUGUUGAUCCAUUGUGCAGCCAGGAAAAGCAUAAUAAUUGUGAGGACCUACACACAGGCAGUAGACCGGACCUAAAUUGCAAAGGCGAAUACCAAGUUAAUGAUGAUGAGAGUGUAAGCACGGGAAGUGAACAAAAGGUCAAUGAACAUGAACUUGAAGAGGAAAACAUGUGCAAAAGACAUGAACAGAAGAGCAAGGAAGAUCACUGUAGCCUUGAAGAUGUUGGCAAAAUGCACGGGCAGAAUAGUACAAAAGAUAACACUGGUAUUCUUGAGAAUGGAGAUGAAAAGCAUGAGUGGACAAGCAAAAAAGGUGACACUAGCAGUAUUGAAAGUGAAAGUAUGAGCAAGAAAUAUGAACAGAAGAGCAGAGAAGAUGGAACAAGCGGCCUUGAAGGUGAGAACAUUAGCAAGGAGUUUGAUGAAAACAACAAAGAGGAGGGUGACAGUGCCCCUGAGCAUGCUGACACUUACCUUGAAGCUGCAAGCACAAGUGAGAGAUAUGAAGAAAAUAUAAUGGAACAAGAUAAUGGAAGAUUGCAUCAGCCAUGUGUUGAGGAUGCCAGUGCCCUAACAGAGAGUGGGUCGUCAGUUAAUGAGCGCACAAAUUCUGGUUUUUCUCGUGGUUCUUCUGAGACUGGGUUAGAUGAAGAUCAAUCCUCAACUGGUAAGAGUGGAGAUUCAUCGUUUUUUGCUGGUUUCUUGAAGAAGGGUUUUAAGGACCUUUCUUUAUUAAAGCAGUCCAUGGACAGUGUUAAGGUUUCAAUUAAUGGCCAUCCAAUCUCUGAAAGAGCUCUUAAGAAAGCAGAGAAGAAAGCUGGCCCUGUUGAGCCUGGUUCGUACUGGUACGACUACCGAGCUGGAUUUUGGGGUAUCAUGGGGCGAGAAUGUAUUGGCAUCAUCCCUCCAUUCAUAAGAGAAUUCAAUUAUCCGAUUGCCAGAAAUUGUGCUGGUGGGGAUACUGAUGUCGUUGUCAAUGGUAGAGAACUUCGUCAGAGAGAUCUAGAUUUGCUUGUAGGAAGAGGGCUUCCACGUAUCUCUGGGAAAUCAUAUUCUGUUGAGAUUUCUGGAAAUGUUACUGAUGAAGCAACUGGAAAGAAGCUUCGUAGUCUUGGCAAACUUGCUCCCACAAUCGAGAAGCUGAAGCGUGGUUUUGGUAUGCACGUCCCUGAAGAGUAUAGGUAGCUGGAUACAAGACCGGCUCCUGCAUUGCUAGUAAUAAUCACCUCCCUCAAAGCUACCCGUUGGAGGCCAAGUUUGUGAUUUCUACUAAUCAUGACAUCCAAGCUUUUUAAGUAGUACUUCAGUGUUGGUGUGCAGAAAAUGGUAGUACUCGAGAAGCUGUGAUCACAUGAUCUUGUGAUUUUACUACUGAUGACCUUGUUCCAACUAAUUCAGUUCCUUUGCUGAAAGCUAUGUUUGAAAAUGAUUCAAUUUGCCAGGCAGCUCUAACUUAUCUGCAGCCUGUACAUGUUUUCUUAUGCGUGUUAUUGUCUUGUUGAUACGUUUCCUCAACACAGGAAGCAUUAGAUAUAUGUGCAAUUAUCGGCCUGUAAUAUAUUCAUAGAGCUACACCUUCUCUAGUAUAUAUAUGUACAUAUGUUACUCUUGAAUCACCUCUUCUUGGUA